AAGUCGGUAAUGUGGGACUUCUUUGUGCUCUUGGCGGCCGUGAGAAUAGAACGGGCCCUCAGGGGACAGAACAUGUUCAACAAGAUCCGUUACAAGAAAAGAUUAAAACAAGAAAAGACAAAUUGAAAGGAUAGAGAUAGAUUCUCUCUGCUUUGCAUGCUUCUUUUCUUGUUUAAUUGAUUUAAAACAAGAAAACAAAUCAAGAUAUAUCCUUGCACUUUCCAUAUUUAAUUUAUUUUAAACAAGAAAAGACAACCCUUGUGCGUAAAUAGUUUUUUUUUUUUUUUUAAAUAAACUAUUUACACACACCUGCGCGUCUCUGUAUAAAGGCUUUAAUCAGGCGCUGUAAUCAAUUCCAAUCAUCAAGACAUCCAAACACAGAGCUGGCCUGAUCCGGACGGAUUAGGGAUUCCGGGACUUUAAAGGCAUCAGGGAACAUCUUUUGUUUUUGUUGCCCGGCUGGUUCCCGUUAGCGUAUAGCCGUUACGGUUUCACAGCAAGAAUAAAACAUGAGCAACCGUGAUUUUUUUUAUUCUUCACUCCGUUUUCAAAUCCGAUGUGUGUGCUGACAUUACCCGGAGCCAGCUUUGUGUGAAACGAAGCAGGGCGAACAAGAUGAGCUCAUACUUACAGCACGAGUGCUUUUCUUUAUGGAGCUGGAAAUACAAUGAAAUAACAUAAAUUAAAUGAUUCACGAGUGUGAGGUGGACUGAGUUCGGGGGCCCCUGAGUCCAGCUGCGUUCUGCGCUCGUGGCCUCCACGCACACUCUGAUUCUCUCAUGUUUGCUCCUGAUUUUCUCUUGUAGACUUUGAACUGUUUAACUAUUAAAAAGGCCUCGCCGUGAGGUGAGCUCCCUCGGUCUGGAACGAGUCCAGAAGGACGUGGGUCCCAACACCGGCUCUUCCAGGCUCUGGAAACGGGAGGCUCAGACCGUAUACUCAUGAUUUAUUCAACUCAAUCGCUUACACAGUCUGCGGAACACAACCGCCCCUGUUGAAGAUCGUCGAAACCGCCUGUUCCUUUGAGCCUCGCGGUAAAGAUCAGGGUUCGGCUGAAGCGUCCGAUUGCCUGUGGCGCAAAAGCGCGGCUCUUGCACGGCGGGGGAGGGGGGGGGGAGGAGGAGGAGGUGGAUCGGCGCUAGGACCGCGCGGCGCAGUGCGCAGAUCCCAGCAGCGGCAGCAGCAGCAGCAGGCUGUUCGUGGAGCGGCUGGCGGUGCUGCGGUUCAUCACCAGCAAGGCACCGGCCGCAGCUCAACUCCCCCCCUCUCCCAGCUUUGUGUCCUCGGCAGGCGAACCUGAACCCGUCGGGCUCGUGGCCGGAGCCCGCCAUAUGGGCUCAGGAUGCGCCGGAUACGGGCCAACGCCAUCGCGAUUCUGACCGUCGCGUGGAUCCUGGGAACGUUUUAUUAUCUGUGGCAGGACAACAAGCCGCAGACCUCCCCGUCCUCCGCGUCGCAGCCCCGCGCCGCGGGAGCGCGGAUCCACGGGCAGAAGGGGUCCUCCGGCCGGCUGGAGAUCCACCGCGAGGACCGGACCAUCCCGCUGAUCGUGACCCACCCCCCGCGGGCGGAGCAGCAGUUGCAGCUGAUGGGGGGCUUCGAAGAGAAGGCGUACCUGGCGGGGAAGCAGAUGAAGCCGGGUGAGGACCCCUACCGAGAACACGCCUUCAACCUGCAGGAGAGCAACCGGCUGGGCAGCGAGAGGGCUAUCAGAGACACCCGGCACUACAGGUGUGCCUCUGUGAACUACGACGCGGACCUGCCGCCCACCAGCGUGAUCAUCACCUUCCACAAUGAGGCCCGCUCCACCCUGCUGAGGACCAUCAAGAGUGUGCUGAUGAGAAGUCCAGCUUCAUUGGUGCAGGAGAUCAUCCUGAUAGACGACUUCAGCUCAGAUCCUGAAGACUGCCAGCUGCUCUCUCAGAUCCAGAAAGUUCACUGCCUCAGGAACGGCAGAAGAGAGGGUCUGAUCCGGUCCCGGGUGCGGGGGGCCAACGCGGCAUCGGCGCCCGUCCUCACCUUCCUGGACAGCCACUGUGAGGUGAACGCCGACUGGCUGCAGCCCAUGAUCCAGAGGGUCAAGGAGGUACGCUCACUUCCUGUUGGUCAGGGGUUGGUUCUGGGGACAGGACUC
Messenger RNA from Gadus macrocephalus (Pacific cod), 2134 nucleotides. RefSeq names its product polypeptide N-acetylgalactosaminyltransferase 16-like. The annotation marks the transcript as partial. The record is from RefSeq and is a predicted model, not a curated record. Lineage: Eukaryota; Metazoa; Chordata; Actinopteri; Gadiformes; Gadidae. Gene Ontology annotation, cellular component: Golgi apparatus. The transcript is spliced from 6 exons.